AUCAUGAUUAAGCUCUGUUCUUAUUGGGUGGAAAAAAAGACUAACGUACCUAAACUUACAUCAUCACGCACAUAUCCGACCUGUCCUUGAAGCCACAGACAAGAUGGUUGCGUACUGGAGACAGGCAGGCCUAAGCUACAUCCGCUUCUCUGCUAUCUGCGCUAGCGCGGUGCGGGCUGCGUUGAAGCCGCAGUUCAAAACCGAAGCGUUGAGGGCCGCCGAAGCCAACGUCAGAGUCCUUAAACCAAAAUCAUCGUCUGCAUAAUGUGAGAUUGUGAUGUAGAUACGAUUUUCCUGGAGCUGUGGGGUCCUGCCCUGUCCUUCACACUGUGGACAAGAAAAAAGAUGGAUGACACCAAGAUGAACUGUUAGAGACUUAGGACCUGAAUGAAAUUGCAUUUUUGUCCCUUUCAUUUGUAAUUAAAAUUGUAUUAAAGAUGGAUAUCUGAAAUACA
This is a messenger RNA of Scatophagus argus, 455 nucleotides long. RefSeq names its product ATP synthase F1 subunit epsilon (gene atp5f1e). Gene Ontology annotation, biological process: proton motive force-driven mitochondrial ATP synthesis. The transcript has 3 exons. The record is from RefSeq and is a predicted model, not a curated record. Gene Ontology annotation, cellular component: mitochondrial inner membrane. Gene Ontology annotation, molecular function: proton-transporting ATP synthase activity, rotational mechanism. Lineage: Eukaryota; Metazoa; Chordata; Actinopteri; Scatophagidae. The coding region runs from base 104 to 265 and encodes 53 amino acids.